This is a messenger RNA of Yamadazyma jaroonii, 597 nucleotides long. The record is from the annotation of a GenBank genome assembly. Lineage: Eukaryota; Fungi; Ascomycota; Pichiomycetes; Serinales; Debaryomycetaceae.
AUGAAAUUUUCAACUGUUUUCCAAUUAGCUGCUAUUACUGCCAUUGCUUCAGCCGCACCUGCUAAAAGAGAUGUUUUACCAACUGCUGCUUUAAGUGCUGUUCCUGAUGGAGUUGUUCCAACUGGUGUUGUUCCAACUGGCGUUAUUCCAUCCGGUUUACCAACUGAUGUUCUUCCAACUGGUAUUCUUCCAUCUGGUUUACCAACUGAUGUUAUCCCAACUGGUGUUCUUCCAACUGCUUUACCAACUGAUGUUAUUGGUGAUUUACCAGACAUUUCAAGUAUCCCAGGUUUAUCUGAAAUUUUAAAUCUUUUAAGUGUUCUUGCUCAAUUAUUAGGAACUGUUGGUGACUUACCAAUCAUUGGAGAUUUACCAAUUGUUGGUGAUUUAUUAAAAGCUCUUGGUGAAUUACCAACUGAAAUUACUAGUGCUGUUCCAGGUUUAUCAUCAAUUACUUCAACUGUUGGUGAUGCUACUGGUGCUGCUUCUGGUGUCACAGGUGCUGCUUCUGGUGUUACUAAUCAAUUAUCUGGUUUAACUUCAUUAGCUAAAUUAGCUGAAUCUCCUUACUCCAACUCAACUAAUUCAACUAUUUAG